This is a messenger RNA of Leptinotarsa decemlineata (Colorado potato beetle), 1202 nucleotides long. RefSeq names its product Inosine-5'-monophosphate dehydrogenase ras. The record is from RefSeq and is a predicted model, not a curated record. NCBI's taxonomy places the organism in Eukaryota, Metazoa, Arthropoda, Insecta, Coleoptera, Chrysomelidae.
GUAUAGCUAUUGCUAUAGGUCUUUUAUCGUUCACGUUAUUGUAGUUCCUAUAUUCUGUGCUGUGGUGGCAGUAACUGAUCAUUAAUUUGAAAUUUUGUGAUUGGAUGUAAAUAAACACUUACACCUACAUUCAAAAUCAAUCCCGGAAUACAAAUAUUGAAUUGUACUCUUUUUUCAUCCAAAACUUUAAUUUGUAUCGAUUUUCUGAAAAAAAAACUUGGAAACUAACCUACCUUUCGACCACGUGUGAAAAAAGUUUUUGCUGCAUUCUCUAAGAGAAUUCAUAUCAAACAUGGCUGGCAAUUCUCAAAAUAAUAUGGAUAUUGACCUAGAAGAUGGAAUGAGUGCAAAACAAAUGAUAAAUAAAGGAAAUGGUUUGACAUACAACGACUUCAUAAUUCUACCUGGUUACAUUGAUUUUCCUGCCGAGGAAGUUAAUUUAUCUAGUCAAUUGACCAAAAAAAUAACUCUCAAGGCUCCACUCGUAUCGUCUCCAAUGGAUACUGUAACGGAAGCGGAUAUGGCAAUUGCAAUGGCUCUUUGCGGAGGUAUUGGAAUUAUUCACCAUAAUUGUUUGCCAAGUUAUCAAGCAAAUGAAGUGUUGAAAGUAAAAAAAUAUAAACAUGGUUUUAUACAUGAUCCUGUAGUUUUAUGUACCUCCAAUACUGUGUCCGAUGUACUUAAUGUAAAGAAAGAGCACGGAUUUUGUGGUAUUCCCAUAACAGAAAAUGGUAGAUUAGGAGGAAAGUUGGUCGGUAUUGUGACUUCGAGAGAUAUUGACUUUUUGGAUGAACCAAACUACGAAAAUAUAAGAUUAGAACAGAUAAUGACCAAGCUUGAGGAUUUAGUUACAGCUCAAUCAGGUGUGACACUUAGUGAAGCCAACCACAUUUUAGAAAAAAGCAAGAAAGGCAAACUACCUAUCGUCAAUACAAAUGGAAACCUCAUUGCUCUAAUGGCAAGAACUGACCUUAAAAAAGCUAAAAGUUAUCCGAUUGCUUCAAAAGAUGAAAAUAAACAACUGAUUGUUGGAGCAGCUUUGGGAACAAGGGAAGAAGACAAGGCCAGAUUAGCACUACUAGUUCAAGCAGGAGUAGAUGUGGUUAUUCUGGAUUCUUCCCAGGGAAAUUCAAUUUACCAAAUAGAAAUGAUAAAAUUCAUCAAGAGCACUUAUCCAAAUUUGCAGGUCAUUGCAGGAAAUG